Dovyalis caffra is the source of this 1623-nucleotide messenger RNA. The record is from the annotation of a GenBank genome assembly. NCBI's taxonomy places the organism in Eukaryota, Viridiplantae, Streptophyta, Magnoliopsida, Malpighiales, Salicaceae.
AUGUCUCUCGAAACAGCCCCUCUCUUCCAUUUGAAAACUGGUCUUCUACUAAACCCUCGGUUCCCUGCCUCCAUACCAAGUCGAUCUCCGCUUCACUACCACCGGACUUCAUUUCCUUCCCAGGCUUCUCAGUCUUUUCGCGCCAAAACAACAAUUAAGCCCAAAAAAACUGAACUUCCCGCUGUUUUGGAGUCUGAAACUGCGGUGACCGAGAAGCAAUCUGAGCCGCCAGUGAGAAUAGUCUCCAUUGUUGGCGCAGGAAGCAUAAGCCCUUUAAAAGGCGCUCCGUGGGAUGAGGUCAUGCUCCAUACAGCAAAAAGAUUGAAGUGGGUUGAUGAAGGAUAUGAAAUGCUGGUGUUUACUGAUGAUCUAUAUCAAUCCAAGGAUCAAACCGAGACUCUGCUAAAGGCAUUGAGCUGUGCAGAUAUACUGCUGAUAGUGGCCAUUACAGAUCAAGAAUCAGUCAAGUGGAUCCAAACCAAAAGCAAAAAUGUUCCAAACAUCGUAUGCUUUGACUCAUCUCCGAAUCUAGUGAACAAAUUGGGAGGAUCUUAUGUUCAGAAUGAGACCAGUGAAAUCUUCUUAUUUGGAAAAACAUUUGGAAUUUCUCAGUCGAAGAAAACUGGUGAUUCUAUGGAUUUAGUGCACACUGUAUCCGAAGCAUGGGACCGGCAUAAUUCAGAUGACAUUAGGUUCUGUGUGCUGGUAAUAAUCAAUGCGUAUAUAAGACCUGUAUCAAUCCUAAAGAACCUGAGAUCAAAGGGGUUUUCUACCUUGAAUUGCAUGGUUAAAAACUGUGGGCCUCAGAUAUUAAACUGUCUAUUGGAUCCUAACUGCAGGAAAGCUCUUCAAUGCUUGAACAAAUGCAGCCCAGUCGAUCAGGUGUGUAAUUAUAGAUGUAUUGCUUCUUAUGAGAGUCCAAAUCUGGAAGCAUUUUCUCUGUGUGUGUUGCAGAAGAACAAUUGUCUUGAAUUGGAUGCAAAGAUCCCUGAAAAACCUUAUGUGCCUCCAAUGGCUAAGUUUCGAGGGGAGGACUUAAGUAGCGAAAUUGCGGAGGAUCUUUUUGUGGGUUGGUUGGGAAGUCUGGACUGGAGUUGGCGGGUGGUUGCAGGACAGAACCCAGCUUAUGAUCAAUUUCCAUGUCAGUACCAGUUGUUCUACAGGGGGAAGGCAAAAGGUUCAUUUUGGUAUGAGCCAGUUUUCCAGGUCAAAACUCUCGAGGGGAAGGUAGUUUGGAGGAGAAGGAAGUAUCGCGUCAAAAGAGGCAAAAUUCCAGGAACAUUUUACUUUAGCGUUUUGGACAAUGGUGUUGUUUCGAAUGAAUUUUGGACGAUUGUGGAUGUAGCUGAUGAUUUUAGUUGGGGUUUAUUUCAUUACAGUGGGGCUGCUCGAGUUGCAGGACAGUCAUAUACAGGAGCAGUGCUUGUUAGUCCAGAUGGGGCCUACCCAGCUGAAAAGGAGAGCAAGAGAUUGGUUUCUGCUUUGGAAAAGUGUGGAAUAAAAGAGUGGGAGCUAUUUACUGUUGACAAUUGUUCAUGCCAAGAUCCUCCACUUGGACUUCCAGAGGGCUCAAGUUUGCAUUCUGCAAUUGAUGUUAAAGACCAGAAAUGGACCUCCACAUAG